AUGUCGACAGAUAUUUACUUAAUUCUUAGUCGCCAAACGGGAACGUUGUGGAAUUUCGGACUGUCGAGUAACCGAAUUCUGCACAUAAACGCUUGUCCUCUACAUAUUGCGAUGUGGUAUUUUAAAACAUUUGGGCUCAAAUUUUUCACAGCAGCAUCCGUAUACUGUAGUGUACAUUCUCUUGGAUCUGAUUUGAAAAUUCAACACUGGAACUACAACUGGGAUAAGUCACAUGGUAUACACGAUAAUUCAAAAUUCGGGUUAAAACCAGAUACACUUAACGUAGUAAAACAUCUGCAAUCUUAUCAUAAAUUAAUUAUUUUUAUACGUCAUGGACAGUAUCAUUUGAAUAGAAAGAAGUCGGAGGAAAAGGUCCUCACCGAUAUUGGUUGGCGACAAGCAUAUGCUGCAGGUUGUCGACUUAGGGAAAUGGGAAUUAAAAUUGAUCGCAUUAUACACUCAGAUUUAAUCCGUGCUCGACAAACUACAGCUGCUGUUCUAAUUGGCUUACAAAAUAAUGUUGACGAUCUGUUUGAUUCACCAGAAAUUGUUCAACUUGUUAUACCGUAUUCAUCUGAGUUAGAUGAUCCUAAAUCAUACCCUGUUACACAAAAAUCUAACCAAAAAAAUUCAAUUUCAAAGUCUAAAUCAAAUUCUCCAGUGAAAAUGCCAAUGAUUGACAAUCCUUAUACACCUUAUGCGAGUGCCAUGUUCGAUUGUCAACUAUCACGUUAUCUUACUGAGGGUCCACCUCCUGUUGCUCCUGUUCCACCAACAUCAUCUACAAAAAAAUCUGAUAAUAUUCGUUCAACAGAAGGUAUUCGUAUCGAUGAAGGAUUUCAAAUACAUUUACAUUGUAAACCAAUUACAAAACAAGGUAUUAUUGCAUAUAAUGGUCCAUUGUAUUGUCCUAAUAAUUGUUGUUCUAUUUUAAAAAAUAAUUCUAUUAUAAAUAUAAUUCAAUGUGAUUGUCCAUGUCAUCGUAUGACAGAAUAUAAACCAAUUGAAACAAUUGUAUUUAUUGGUCAUGCUAAUGUAUUUCGUUAUUGGAUUUGUAAAUUAUUACAAUUACCAAUUGAAGGAUGGUUACGUUUAAGUUUAGGACAUGGAAGUAUUAGUACAUUGUUAAUUACAAAUGAUGAAUUCAUAAUUCAUUCUAAAGAAGACAAUAAUAAUAAUAAUAAUAAUAAUAAUAAUAAUAAUAAUAGUGAUGAUGAUGAUGAUGAAGUGAAAUAUACAAAAAAAUUAAUAUAUGGUUCAAUAGUAACACUUAAUCGUCUUGGAGAUGUUGGUCAUUUACCACCGGAAUUAUUAACACAAUAAUAGUAUCUCUCUAUUUUUCUUUUCUAAUGAUAAAUAAUUACUUAAUGAAUUACGCCUGUUACUCCUUGUGAAAGAGCAUAGGCCGCUCAUCACCAGCAUUCUCCAUCCAACCCUGUACUGGACAAUUCUUUCCAGUUCUUUCCAGUUGUAAUUUCUAAUGAUAUAUAUUCAUUAUAAAUGGAUGAAUGUACAUAACAAUAAUGAAAAGAUUAUUUAUAUAUUAUUAUUAUUUGAUGUACAGUUCUGUAGAUUUCUAUUGUAAUUUAUAUAUGAAAUAUAUUGAUAAAGAUUGUAAUUUACUUUUUAUUCAUUGAAUUCAAUUAAUGAAAUGGUACUAUGUAUUAUGUAAAUGAUUCAUUAUUGUCGAUAUUUUGUCUAUUUAAACACAUAAACAUGGGUACAAGAAGGCAGUUCGUUCUGUUUUACUUUACGGAUGCGAAACAUGGCCAUUAAGAGUCGAAGAUACUCGUACGCUAUUAGUAUUUGACCAUAGAUGCCUUAGAAAUAUUGCUCGC
Messenger RNA from Schistosoma bovis, 1838 nucleotides. The record is from the annotation of a GenBank genome assembly. NCBI's taxonomy places the organism in Eukaryota, Metazoa, Platyhelminthes, Trematoda, Strigeidida, Schistosomatidae.